Rattus norvegicus (Norway rat) is the source of this 2357-nucleotide messenger RNA. The record is from RefSeq and is a predicted model, not a curated record. Lineage: Eukaryota; Metazoa; Chordata; Mammalia; Rodentia; Muridae.
UUCCUCUCGGUUGUAACGCGGACUGAGAGGAGGUGACCUGGCGCCGCCGCCUCCCUAAUUAGCCCUGGUGGUGUGGACUCAGACGCCGGGUUUAGUGGCGGCUCAGUCCAGUGUUGGUCCCAGAGGGGCUUGCUACCUGAGGAUCACCUCCAUGAGGCUGUCUAGCUUCAACUGGCUGCCUACAAGCUCUCAGAAUCGGCUCCUGGGGUCACUCUGAGGGUCCCCGAACCCACCCACCCCUACUCUUGGUGACAGUUCUGUUCAAGCAUAGCCAGAGCUUACAAUUCCAGCAGGACCAACAGACUGCCUCUCCUCAAUCCCUUCUACACUCGCCCUCGUGUGAGAAAGUUGGGGUGGCAGCCUAGUGCCCAAAGAGGGGAUGGACAGUCCUUCUAAAACGAAUUCCCAAGUCCAGCUGCCACUGGGCGGGAGUGGCAGGCCUUGGGGAUGUUUUUGGCAGCUAUGGAACCGGGGAGGCUGAUGAGACACCAGCCCAGCUUCCCGGAGGGCCAGUUUCUGAUGGGCUGAGCCCCAAACUCCAGGCAGCCAGCUCCGAAGUGGAAGUCAAAGGCGUGAGCAAAGGGCGCCAGAAGAACUAGAUUGCUCUGAUCUUUGGGGCAACGCGAUUUGAGGGCUACUACCAUUCAGACCAUUGUCCCAGGGUGAUUGUGUCUUCUUUCUUUUGAUAUUCUGGAAACUUUUACAAAGUUUAAGACCGAAGGAAAACACGCGGCCCCUUGUGCAACCCGCGAGGUUCUCCCGGCCCUGGGUAGGCGGAGAUCUGGGGAGACUGGAGAUCCUGGCUCUGAGCAAGGGGGAGGAAACCAGACGAGCUGGCUUCCUGUGGGGGCUCAGGCCUCGGACGCCCCGCGGACAGACGUGUCCUGCCCUGGCAGCAGCGAGUCCCGCACGGGGGAGGGGACGCCCGAGGGGGGCUGAGACAGCGAGGAGGGGGCGGAGACAGGGUGGGCCAGGGAAGAGGGGAGGAGCGAGGGGGCUGGAGCGAGAGAAGGAAGAAGGAAGGGGCGAUCGGUCCCAGGCCGAUGUCCCAGGUGAGCGGUCAGUGCCCUUCUCGCUGCGACGCGCCUCAUGGAGUCCCCAGCGCUGCCCUGGAUCCAGCCCAGACCAUGUCCCUCCUCCCUGGGCUGGAGGUAGUAGCAAGAUCCACUCACCCUGCAGAGGCAUCGUCAGAAGAGGGCUCCCAGGAGGAGGCAGUACCCUCCAUGCCCCAAGACGGUGGUCUUGGGGUUCACCAGGCUCUAAACAGCACUGACCUCGAUGUCCCCACAGAAGCUGUGACGCGUCAGCCUCAAGGGAACCCCCAAGGCUGCACCCCACUACUGCCAAAUGGCUCCGGCCACGACCACCUCUCAGAACCAGGCGGUGCCGGGCAUGCGGGGAACGGUGCUCUGGGCGGGACCAAGGCCCACCGGAAGUUGCAGACGCAUCCAUCUCUCGGCAGCCAGGCCGGAAGGAAGAGCAAAGGCAGCACCCGGUCAGCCUCACAGGUUCCCCUCCAGGCUCAGGAAGAUUGCUGUGUCCACUGCAUACUGUCCUGUCUCUUCUGUGAGUUCCUGACCCUCUGCAACAUCGUCCUGGACUGCGCCACCUGCGGCUCCUGCAGCUCCGAGGACUCCUGUCUCUGCUGCUGCUGCUGUGGGUCCGGCGAGUGUGCGGACUGCGACCUGCCCUGCGACCUGGACUGCGGCAUCCUGGAUGCCUGCUGCGAGUCGGCAGACUGCUUGGAGAUAUGCAUGGAGUGUUGCGGACUCUGCUUCUCCUCCUGAUGCCACAGGGUGGUCCCAGAGCUGCCGCACGGAGCCUGAUGGCUCCCCUGACCCCGGGCGGGCCCCCUUAGAAUCCCAAGCCAGAUGUGAGAAGGCGGGACGCUGAGAGGGGCCCGCCUCAGCCGCGAACAGGUCUGCCUUCAGACGCAUAACCUGGCCCCCUCGGUGCGUGACCAGGAACACGGCGUAUAGAGCCUGGUGGGGCAGAGCCAGUUAGAGCUGCCAAGACUCCAGAACACUGUGAACGGUAGGGGAGGGUGGGGCAGGAAUGGGAGGCCCAUGUCCUUCUCUACCUCUGCUCCAGGUGCCUGCCUCCCUCAGCCUCCCCCAGCUUUGAGGACAGAAAAUGUGAAAAGGCACCUGUCCCACCCAUUGUCGGCCCCCGCUCUUCCCCCCCUCCCCCAGCUCAUUCACUGGGUCUUGUCCGGGCCUAACCCAUAUGGUGACCAAGAGGACGGGGGUUUGGGACGGGUGUGGGUGGGUGGGGACAAUAUGGAAAAGACUGGAAGGAGGUAGAGGGAGGGUCUGUUCUUUUCAUUGCUGUAAAUAAAGAUAUCCGUUCAAUCUCCA